Aphis gossypii (cotton aphid) is the source of this 1346-nucleotide messenger RNA. RefSeq lists its product as uncharacterized. Bases 113 to 907 code for a protein of 264 amino acids. The record is from RefSeq and is a predicted model, not a curated record. Lineage: Eukaryota; Metazoa; Arthropoda; Insecta; Hemiptera; Aphididae. The transcript is spliced from 2 exons.
AGAUGUUUUCAUAGUUGGUAAAUCGUCAUGAACCCUUUAUUGCGAUACAUUGUAAUGAAGUAUACCUACUGCAUUCUUAGGUGAAAAAAAAGAAAAAAAAACAUUUUAAAACAUGUCUUUAUAUUUGAGUUUCUUUUUUAUAUUGAGUUUUAACGUGAUUAUUUUCAAUUUGCCCUCAUCGCAUGGAAACGAUACAGGAUAUCAUGUAUCGACAAUAAGUCAAGAACUUACACUUGGUGAAUACUUAACAUAUUUAUUGACUGGUAGUUUACCGAAUAGGUUUAAAUACUCACAUUCAAAAGGUUGUUACGUGAUAAGUGGACAAGCGGGCUUAUAUAAAAAUGACCUAAAAAGAAAGAACGGAAAAGGUUAUAAAGCUAUACCUCGAUGGAAAUAUUACUUGAGUAAACUUUCACCGGUCCAAACUGCAAAGGAUAUAUUAUCUUUGUCAAAAGCUUUAACUGGGUUUGGAGGAAAAAAUUAUGGUGAUUUUGGCAGUUCUGACGACGUUAAUUUAGAUAAUCCAGAUGAUGAUUCAGAUAAUGAUACAGAUGGUGGUCCAAAAAAUGGUAAGAAUAAUGAAAUGUCUGGAAUGUUUCCAACUAAUUUUUUGUCAACACUUUCUGAUACCUUGAAGUGGGGAUCUAAUGAUGAAAAUAUAGAUAACAAAAGUGACAAAAAAGAUGAUGAGAAAGACGAUGAUUCGACAGGUAUAAUGCAAAUGGCUGAAGACGUGCUAGAAAGUGACACUGCCAAAGAAGUUGCCAUGGAAGUUGCAAAAACUGGAAUCGAAUUGCUUGUACCUGGAGGACCAGUGAUUGUAGGUGCAAUAAACAAAUAUGAAGAAUCACAGAAAAAAGCAGAGGCAGUGGAAAACGUAGUCGAUAAAGUGCCCAAAUUCAAAUAAUAUUCAUUUUUACUAUUCAUUGUAAUCAAAAUAUUUUUAAUUUUAAGUCAUACAAAAAAAUGUUGACUAACUUGAAUAUGUUUCCAUGUGUUUAUAAGUAUUACACUUAACAAUAAUUAAUAUUAACUUAAAGAGCAUAAUAUAUGUAUAUAUAUAAUAUACAUAUAUAUUAUGUAUUAUAUAUAUUUUAAGUGUUGAUAAACAAAUAUUAUUCCAAUUAUAUUAAUAAAACAUCAGCAAUAUAUAUUAUUAUUAAAACAUACUUAGACAUUUUAGCAUUGUAUUAUAAUAAUAAUUUGAUUAUAAUAUACUCAAAUAAAAAAAUAUUUAUUUUGCCACACAACCCAACCCUACCUAGUUAAAAAAAAAACUAAUACAUUACACACGACAACAUCACCUUAAAUUAAUAUGAAUAUAAAACAUUUAUACAAUUGAGAAC